This is a messenger RNA of Rodentolepis nana, 513 nucleotides long. The record is from the annotation of a GenBank genome assembly. Lineage: Eukaryota; Metazoa; Platyhelminthes; Cestoda; Cyclophyllidea; Hymenolepididae.
AUGUCAAUGUUUCUUGAUGAUCCAUUAACUCUUGUUCCUGGUCGUCUUGUCACCUUUAAAAAUUGGCCAUACACGGGUUCUAUGGACAUUUGUAUUCCUAAAACUUUAGCGGAGGCAGGUUUCAUUUACAGACCGGAUUUAUCGAGUGACGCUACUCAGUGCUUUGUUUGUCAUAAAGUAUUCAGUGAAUGGGAUCCGAAAGACAAUCCGAUAGAGAAACAUAGGGAGAUGAGUCCGGAGUGCGCGUAUGUAACCUUAGCCAAGGACUAUGGAACCUACGAGAAGGCUCCGAGGAAAGCCGUGAUAGAAGCAGAGUGCGCACGUUUCCAUGCUAAAUUCAUGCAUCAUUUCUUAACCGAUUUAGAGGCUCCAAAGCGGGCUUCCUAUGAGUCACGUUUAAAGCAACUAGAAGAAGCAUUGGCCAUCUUUAUGAAAGAGAAUGAUGUCAAGUUACCCUUGGCUGUUGUUAAAAGAACCAGAGCAGCUGCCGCUAGGAAACGCACGCUUCGGUAG